AUGGAAGCUGUUGCAGCCGCAAUCAUCGCCCAAAUAGCCAUCACCAUGAUCAGCCUUCCCAACUUCGACAGCGUACAUUGGGCCGCCACAGCCGUUGCAUAUUCGAGUCUUAUUUGCGGAAUACUGACGACAUUUCUGGCCUUCAUUGUUCAGCAAAUUUUGAGCGACCUUCACAACCCCGAGGAAGUUCGCUCGUGGCUCACGACUACUCGAAGAUCCCACAGCCGAUCUCGCCCUAUCAAUGCGACAGAGAAGAAAAUCCCCUCGCUCAGCUCGGCAGUCCUCUUGACGACCCCAAGCAAGCUUCUCAGGUUGUCAAUCCUGACCGCUUUUGUUGCGCUCGGUAUCUACUUGGGCUGCGUGUGGGAUGCAGAGCUGGGCAACUUGCGAGGUCGUGACGCCAACUUUUGGGUCCUCCUCGUUUUCAGCGUUUUCUCGUUUGUAAUGCUUCAGGAUGCGUUCUUGCCAUUUUCGGUGUCCUCUUACCCCUCCUCUCGGUCUACCGACGAAGAGCUCCAGGAUCUGGGCGAUGGCACGAGAUCAUACGAGAUGCACUUGAGUCGUCCAUUCGUGCCCAGGAAGAGAGCUUGA
Molecule: messenger RNA, 591 nt
Organism: Aspergillus calidoustus
Lineage: Eukaryota; Fungi; Ascomycota; Eurotiomycetes; Eurotiales; Aspergillaceae
Source: the annotation of a GenBank genome assembly